CGCCUUUUUCUCUCUCUAUACACGUGGUACACCACAUGCCUACUAAUCUUCUGGUUAGUUUAAAACUAGAGCAAGCCAAUACUACCAUUUACAGCUCCCUUGGAGGUGGGUUGGGAGCAUCUUUGGGAGCAACAAAAAUGGCUGUGUUUGUGGUGGGCCUUGGGGUGGUUCUGGGACUCUGUUUUUGCACAGCUUUGUUGAGAUGGAAUGAGGUGAGGUAUAGAAAGAAAGGGUUGCCUCCUGGUACGAUGGGUUGGCCUAUUUUUGGGGAGACUUCUGAGUUCCUAAAACAAGGCCCAAACUUCAUGAAAAAACAAAGAGCAAGGUACGGGAGCUUUUUCAAAUCCCACAUCCUGGGAUGCCCCACGAUUGUUUCCAUGGAUCCAGAACUAAACAGAUACAUCCUGAUGAACGAAUCAAAAGGCCUUGUUCCUGGGUACCCCCAGUCGAUGUUAGACAUCUUAGGAAAAUGCAACAUUGCAGCGGUCCAUGGCCUCGCCCACAGGCACAUGAGAGGGGCUCUACUUGCUCUCGUGAGCUCCAACGUGAUCCGGGAUCGUCUGUUGCCGAAGAUCGACGGUUUCAUGAGAUCCCAUCUGAGCAAUUGGGAGGACAAAGUCAUUGACGUUCAAGAGAAAACCAAAGAGAUGGCACUUCUCUCAUCGCUCAACCAAAUCGCGGGUCUGGAAUCCAUCGCGAUGUCUCAAGAAUUCAUGCUUGAAUUCUUCAAGCUGGUGUUGGGAACCCUCUCGCUGCCUAUCAACCUUCCCGGAACAAAUUACCACUGCGGAUUCCAAGCAAGAAAGAACAUCGUAAAGAUGCUGACACGACUCGUGGAUGAAAGGAGGGCUUCGGGUGAAAUUCAACAUGACAUGCUUGGUGUGCUGAUGAACGGUGAGGAAAAUAGAUGGAAACUAAGCGAUGAAGAGAUAAUUGAUCAAAUGAUCACAAUUUUGUACUCUGGAUAUGAAACCGUUUCGACUACUUCCAUGAUGGCGGUUAAGUAUUUACAAGAUCACCCGAACGUUCUACGAGAACUCAGAAAAGAACAUUUGGCAAUAAGACAGGGGAAAAGGCCGGAGGAUCCAAUCGAUUGGGAGGAUUUUAAGGCGAUGCGAUUCACAAGAGCUGUGAUCUUUGAAACAUCAAGAUUAGCCACAAUUGUUAAUGGGGUUUUGAGGAAAACAACUCAAGACAUGGAACUGAAUGGAUUUUUGAUUCCAAAGGGAUGGAGAAUAUAUGUAUAUACAAGAGAGAUCAAUUACAACCCAUGUCUGUAUCCCGAGCCAUUUACCUUCAACCCAUGGAGAUGGAUGCAGGACAAAAGUUCAGAAUCUCAGAACUACUUUUUCUUAUUUGGAGGAGGCAGCAGGCACUGUCCUGGAAAGGAACUGGGAAUUGCAGAGAUUUCUACAUUCCUUCAUUAUUUUGUGACCAGAUACAGAUGGGAAGAAGUAGGGGGAGAAAAGCUAAUGAAGUUUCCGAGAGUUGAAGCACCAAAUGGGCUGCACAUUAGAGUCUCAAGUUACUCAACUGAUAAUCACCUUUCUUGUGUACAGAAAAAAGUAUAGUACUAUGCUCUUAUGUGUGAAAUUUGACAUUUUCGAUUUUGUCCGACUCUUUUUGUAGCCCAAAGCUAGACCUCAAGUGUUUAGAUUCAAUUAAGAUGAAUGAUGUCGCGGAUAGGAGGGACGAAACUAGGCUUCAAAUGGAGGGCGCAGCUAAAUAACGAAUAGAAUAUAUAAAAUU
Messenger RNA from Rhododendron vialii, 1749 nucleotides. Its product is annotated as cytochrome P450 85A1-like. Bases 36 to 1571 code for a protein of 511 amino acids. Gene Ontology annotation, biological process: sterol metabolic process. Lineage: Eukaryota; Viridiplantae; Streptophyta; Magnoliopsida; Ericales; Ericaceae. The record is from RefSeq and is a predicted model, not a curated record. The transcript is spliced from 9 exons. Gene Ontology annotation, molecular function: oxidoreductase activity, acting on paired donors, with incorporation or reduction of molecular oxygen; iron ion binding; monooxygenase activity.